UAAAUUGCUCACCUUCGCUAGCUUGUUAUCCUACUCAAAAUAUUAUUGUAUUCUUUUUACAAUCCCACUAAACAACCUAUUCUGCUUGACCAAAUCAAGUUAAAGUUAAAAUCUGAUCAUGUCUGAAUUUCUAACGGAUAAGGAAGAUAAAGAGGAAGAGGAGGAUUUCCUUAAGACCUUUCCGACUUUUCGUUACAAGCUCCCGAAUUCCAGAAAUCACUUAUGGGUAUUUUGGAGCCAAGAUGAUCAUCAUGAGGUUCAACAACAACAGCAACGACUUCAAAUUAACAAUAAUACUUUAUUCUCAGCUGAUGUCCACACCCGGAGGAUGAUAUCCGAAAAGAUAAAGCAUGCCUUUUUCUGUGGUACUGUCAAUGCUUAUAGAAAACUGUCAAUAAUUCAGUUCUGGACGCCUGUAAUGACAAUCAGCGGCAGACGUCUACUUUCUACGUCCGGUCAACCUUUUGCAGUUCGCUUUCCUUCAAAAAAGCUAUCAAAAUAUAGGCUACGUUGUAUGGAGUAUCAGUAUAUUAUUAGUGAUCAGCAUAAUGAUCAUGAUGACCUUCUGAUCAUAAGUGAUGCACCUACGGCCACUUCAUUCCUAAAUCGUUUACCAGAAUUAGUCUCAUAUAAAAAUCUAAAAGGGGCGAGUCCUUUGGUGGAUUCGGCUUUGGAGUGUCACUUGAGUCAUUCUUAUAUGCUGCCUAUCUGUUUUCCUUUUCAAACCAGUACCUCUUGUUGUUGUAUUGGUGUUCUUGAGUUUUCUAUAGGAUCCAUAUUGUGGUUUAAUGAAAAUAUCAUUGCAAUGAUAACAAGAGGUCUCAAGGAAGUGGGUGUAGGUGUAUUUCAGAUACAAGAACGUAUACCUUACCAGAUAAUACCUGGUCUCAAACCUGCUAGGGAUGAAAUUGAACAAGCCUUAAAGUUUGUUUGUGGAUCAAAUAACACACCUCUUGCUCAAGUUUGGGUCGCUUUGGAGGAUGACAAUCAUGUGAAAUUUUCAUCCUAUUUACAAGGCACUCGAAAGAAACAAAAGUUAUCUCUAAAAUUGACAGGUUAUAUAGAUGAUGCAUGCUCUCAAUUGAGUUAUGGUAAAUAUUAUCGAUUAUGCGAUAUGUUUCCCUUGGAAAUGGGGGAGGAUUUUGUUGAAAAGACACUUGAAGAUUAUAAACCACGCUUCUGUAAUGAUGGUUCUAAGUUGAGUAGUGAUACGUUGGUAAAAAGACUCUUUGAUGUUGUUGGAGUGAGUAGACUUGCUAUAUGUUUUAAUAGUAUUCACACCGGAGAUUUUUGUUAUGUGUUUGAAUUCAUUUGGAAGGGUGAACGAGACUGUGAUGUUAAAUUUGUGGAGAAACUACUACUAAAAUUAAAGGAUUUAUUGCCAGGUUUCAAGCUUGCUUCUGGUGCAGAACUUGGUGAUGAAUUAGAUAUUCUAAAGGUUGGGGAUUCUAGAGCAACUGAAACCAAGUAUUUGAAGAUUUUCCAAGGAAAAAGAUUAUCGCUGAUACCUGAGGUGUUAGAAGAAGGAACAAGGAUGCCAGUACCAAUAAUAGUGGACUUCAUAGCACCCGUGGAGGCAAAAUACAAGACAACUCUUAUCCCAUUAUCACUAGAAGUGAUUGAACAACAAUUUGGAAAUACUGAGAUAGAAGCUGCAAAAAACCUUAAUGUUUCUCGAUCUACAUUGAGACGCAAGUGCAGAAAACUUGGCAUCUUGAAGUGGAAAGGACGAAAUAAGAGAAAGCUAAAUGAUCAGUACAAUACUCAAAGCGACACAAAUGAAGAGGAUACAGGCACUAUUCAGGAAUCCUUGCCCGUCAACAGAAACGAACAUACCCUAACCAUAAAAGCAGAAUGUGCAGGUGACAUGAUCAAGUUCCGUUUGCACAUCUUUCAAGCAACAUUUGAAACAGUUAUGGAGGAAAUCGGUACAAGGUUGAAGAUGAGUCCUGGGACUUAUAAAGUCAAGUACCUUGAUGAAGACAAGGAUUGGAUAUUAUUAACUUCUGAACAAGACAUAAGUGAUUGUAUCAAAACUUCUAGAAAUUCAGAUCAAACUGUUGUUCGGUUAAACGUGGAACCUUCUGCAUAAUUUAUUCUUAUGAAAUAUGUGGUACUUAGUUUGGCAUUUAGGCAGCCAUUGCUUGUUACAAACUCAAAGUAUGAUCUUAUCCUAGUCUACUAUAAUUCUUUUCUUCAA
Molecule: messenger RNA, 2200 nt
Organism: Erigeron canadensis
Lineage: Eukaryota; Viridiplantae; Streptophyta; Magnoliopsida; Asterales; Asteraceae
Product: protein NLP7-like
Exons: 5
Coding region: 119-2092 (657 amino acids)
Molecular function (GO): protein binding; DNA-binding transcription factor activity
Source: RefSeq, a predicted model, not a curated record